Messenger RNA from Funneliformis caledonium, 156 nucleotides. NCBI's taxonomy places the organism in Eukaryota, Fungi, Glomeromycota, Glomeromycetes, Glomerales, Glomeraceae. The record is from the annotation of a GenBank genome assembly.
UUGGAGAGUCCUGGUAUAAGAAUAUUUAGUUAUUUCAUUUUUCAUUUAUCAGUCAAUAACAAUACCAUAAAACUUACAUCUGCACAUAAACAUUUUGAUACCAAAGCAAUUCGUAAUUUUUUUGGUGGUCAUAUUUGUCAAAUUUCUGUUUUGUAA